AUGUUCAGCCAGGUCAGCAACGUCACCAUUGCCGGCGCUGGCCUGUACUCGUGGUUUGACGCCUACGAUCAGUCGGUCUGCGUGGACGCGCAAAACUGCCAACAGCGGCUCAUCUUUGACCAGGGCGGCAACGGCGAGCUUUGGGUCUUUAACCUCGUGACGAUUGGCUCAGUCGAGAUGAUUAGCGACGACAGCGGCGCCAUAGAGACGGCAAAGGAGAACACGCAGGCCAACGCUCAUCCCUUCUGGAGCGCCCUGGCUGUCUGGGGAGACGAGAGCGAUCCCCUCGCGCUGCUCUGCGACGAGGAGGACACUGACCCCGGCUGCCUUCACAACGACGCCUGCGAUCUCAGCAAGGACUUUGCCGACAUGGACGCCCUGGUGGCCGCCCAAGGAUCUAUCCCGCCAGAGUUCGCGCCUUACUACGUGGUCAACGCGCUGAGCAACUUGCUCGAAGGCAGCCUGGGCGCGUACGACGGCGCCAACAAGGGCUACGACGCCGUCUGGGAGUACUACGCCGAAGGCUUCCGCGGGUCUGUCGACGCCAUGAUCCGCAAGUUCACGGCCGACUCUACGCCCAGCAACCGCAACGGAGGCCCCGGCAUCCACUACUUUGAAGCUUCCUCGGGUCUCUAA
This is a messenger RNA of Metarhizium brunneum ARSEF 3297, 636 nucleotides long. The record is from RefSeq and is a predicted model, not a curated record. NCBI's taxonomy places the organism in Eukaryota, Fungi, Ascomycota, Sordariomycetes, Hypocreales, Clavicipitaceae.